This is a messenger RNA of Protopterus annectens (West African lungfish), 3611 nucleotides long. RefSeq names its product cytotoxic and regulatory T cell molecule (gene CRTAM). The coding region runs from base 1 to 2130 and encodes 709 amino acids. The transcript has 19 exons. NCBI's taxonomy places the organism in Eukaryota, Metazoa, Chordata, Ceratodontiformes, Protopteridae. The record is from RefSeq and is a predicted model, not a curated record. Gene Ontology annotation, molecular function: signaling receptor binding. Gene Ontology annotation, cellular component: plasma membrane. Gene Ontology annotation, biological process: cell recognition; detection of tumor cell; positive regulation of natural killer cell mediated cytotoxicity directed against tumor cell target.
AUGGUGUUGAUGGGUGGAAGUUCUCAGAAUUAUCAGAGAGAGGAUGUAAAAGUACCAGAAGGAGGAAACAUUGUUUUCAACUGCUCAUUUACAGACCCUGAUGGUUCUGUCUUGGAAUGGACCAAUGUGAAAUCGCAUAUCAUAUAUUUUAAUGAAUUACAAGGUAUAAAAGAUCAACGUUACAAAUUGUUGCAUUAUGCCGAUGCUCAGUCCACCAUCAGUCUCUCGAAUGUUACUCUGCAGGAUGAAGGAGUCUACAGAUGUACAUAUUACAGCAGCCCGCUGAGGAUUAAAGAAGUGAACGUCAUUGUUUUAGCUCCUCCAUCGCAUCCAGUGUUUAAUGUUUCUGACAUUAUUUCAAAUGACAACGUGUACAAGAAACUAACCUGCCAUACUGUUGGAAGUAAGCCUGCUCCUAAAAUAACUUGGCUGCUUAACAACACACUGGAGAUCUCUGGUAUAACUGAGUCCAAAUUUGAAGAGGAUGGAAAGAAAUGCAACACAAGCAGCACUCUUGUGAUUAGAGUACGUAACUACAACUUGAGAGUUGACUGCAUAGUUCGACAUGAAAGUCAAACUAAUGAAACACAGAUUAUUGCACUCAAGAUUGCAAGUUAUGGAAAUAUGGAAGCUUCAACUAUCAAUACGUCAACAUUUUCAGAAUUUGGUCAUAUAGAUACUCACAGCACAGUAGCUCAGACUACUACUGCUACUCCAUUAGAGAGAAUAACAAUAGCAAAUAGACUGUUAACAGCUAUUGUUUCAUCUGAAAAUGCAACAGCAGUCCCAGAAAAGGAGGAAACUAUGCUGACCAACAUUAAUAUGAUAAACACAGAAGUAUCGCCUUCAGAUGCAACCAAUGUUCCAACAUUUGCACUGACAGAUUUCAGUAGUGAUACCCUUCACACCACUGAGUCACACAGAGAAACAAGUCAGCCACAAUUUACCUCUAAUCAAAGCAAAAUGGAAGUUCCUGUUACAGAGCAGACAUCUGAUCUGACCUCAGCUAUCUUACCUAUGGAAACAUCACCUUCAGAUGUGCUGACUGUUACACAAUUUAUCUUUGCUGAGCUCAGCAGCAGUACCUCUGAAACCAUUGUGAAACCUACAGUAAGAUCAGGAACAUCACAAAAUUUCAGCAGCAGCAGUAUUCUUCAGACUGUUGACGAAGGUGCAGGGAUUACUUCAGAGGCAGACGAAGCACCACCUUCUUUUUUAACCAGUGAUGUCUCAUAUAAGAAUACAUUGUCAGUUUCAGAUUUAGAAGAUACACUCCAACUCAGCUCAACAACAUCGUUCAUGGACAUAUCAACAACAGAGGAAUCGCCUCUAUUGUCUUUUACAGAAUUCAAAAAAACAGACUUCAGAACUACCUUUCACACAUAUGAUUCAUACACAGAAGAUGAAACAGCAACAGAACCGCAGUUUACCAGUAACACACUGCUUGAAAAUACAGGAAUCCCAACUGCAAGUACAGUAACAGUGUCAAAAAGGGAACUGACAGUACCUUUUAAUACAACUACCCAUAAGCACCAAUCAGCUAUAAGUAAUGUCUUCCUGUAUAAUCAAACUGAGACAAUGCAUCCAGCAAGCCAAAGUUCAAAGCCUGCAUUUGAAACAGGGACUUCAGAUGAAGCAGAAGGCAUUCCAACUACUACAGUGUUUAAUCAAACAGAAGAAAUUCAGCCCUGGAAUGAAAACUCAAGUUCUGCCCCAGAAGAUGUAAAUACACAUAUCAUAUACCACGGUGAGGAACACAACAAGAUAUUUAAGAAGGAGAGUGGCACGUUGCUGCUUAUCCUUGUGACAUUCACCAUGUGUGUCCUGCUCAUCAUUGUCCACUUAUUUCUACUCAAAUUAAGAAAGGCGCACCUGCUCUGGAAAAAAGAAAAAGAGUCAUCUGAAACAACAUUAGAGAGCAACCGAUCCCGGUCAAAUAAUGAAGAAAACAACUGCGGCUUAGAAAGAUACAGGCAAGGUAGUACUCGUAGUUAUGGUUUACAGUGCACUACAACUCAGAUUCCCGAAGUGGUGCGAGAGGAAACAGAAGCCACCUCAGCUCACCAAGCAACACGCAUUACAGAACACGCAAAGCAAUAUAUUAUGUAUAUGGAUGAAACAGCUGUGUAACAAGGCAUCCGGAAGAACUUGCUGAUGGUUUAUUGUAUGGCAAUAUUUGUGAAACAGUAUUAGAUAAAAGAUUGCAUUUUCACAAAUGUACCAGUUAAAAAGCACCUUCAGGUGUAAUGCUCUUAUAUUCAGUUGGAGUUACACAUGCAGGAUUUGCAGAGCAAAGUGAUGCCACAGUCAUGUGCAUAUGAAAACCAUGACCCAAACAGCCAAACUUUGAGUUACUUAUUCUGACAACUAGAAAUGAGUUCCAUCUUAUAUAAGUUUUACUUUCAAAAACACAUCAACGGUCUCUGUCUAGUUCAUUUUACAUAAAACUUAAAGACCUUGGAGAACAUUAUCAUUGGAACACUUUGCAAGCCAUUGCAGAUCUUGAGCAUGUGAAAAACAAAUGCUCAAAACUUUGGACGGAUAUCUUUCACUCUUUUACUGUGAGGCAGCUGGAGAAAACAGCUAAGGUAAUGCAGUAACUUGAUUAGAAAAUGCUUCUUGCCUCACUGCAUUCAGCACUUUCAUAUAGUCUGAAACAGAAAUAUUGUACACAAUCCUUAACAUGUGAAUGCACUACAACUAUGUUUAAGUAUACUGGAUAUGGUAUACUUAUUGCAUUAUAUCACUAUAUGCUAUGCAUAUCAGUCAUCUUUGAAACUCCAUUGCUGAGUUUGUUGCAGCUGUAGCCUGUAGGUACUAAUGCUGUUAUGCCCCACUCAUCUUCAGUAUAAACAACAUUGAUAUCAAAGGAUGGAAAACAAUAAUUCUAGUCUUUAUCUUACAUUCAUGUUAUUAUGACAAGGUACGGAGUUAUCCAUUGUAUUUUGUCUCAACGUCAUUAAACUUCCUGUUUGGCACUAUAUCUUGUUAUUCACUGUAAUAACCAUUACAUAAAAAAUUACACUGGGGCAUUACUGGCACAACAGACGUGUGGCAGGAUCAGCAGAUUAGUUCCUAUACUGCAGUACAGACUGCUUAGAAUAUCAACUGACUUUCAACUCCCCUGGUUAUCAGAUGCACUGAAUGAUGCCAGACAUUACUUAUCAAUACUGGAUUCAGUGGAGUAUGAACAAGGCAUGCUGUGCGGAAUGCUUCAUUUUAUUUAAAACGUGGACUGUUUGUGUACCAUUUUGCUAUGCAUGUUUAUUCACUAUAGUUGUUCAUUUGAAAACAUCAUAUUCAAAAACAAUGAUGUAUGUGGAGACCUGUGUAAGGAACCUCCAAAAGGAAAGUUUACUUUACUUUCAAGAAUAAUUUCAACAAAAACUAAAUGUAUAAUUUUUUACUUGAAUAGUUUCUUAUACCAAAGAAUGUUUUUCAUUGGGAAUGUAAAUGAAAGGGCAUACGGUUUUGUAAUUGCUUAUUUAUUUUAACUUAUCCUACAAUAGUUUGUAAAGUGUUAUUUUCAAAACUGUAUAUAUGUUUAGAACAGUGAUUUGUCAAUGGUGAAUUAUUUAUUACUACUGUAAAUAAAGCAAGUGUUAGCAGCU